Molecule: messenger RNA, 186 nt
Organism: Plasmopara halstedii
Lineage: Eukaryota; Oomycota; Peronosporomycetes; Peronosporales; Peronosporaceae
Exons: 2
Coding region: 1-186 (61 amino acids)
Source: RefSeq, a predicted model, not a curated record
AUGCUUCAAGAUCUGGUCCGACCAGCACUGAAUCAAAAACUCUACCACCGGGAAUACAAUUGGGAAUUUUAUCGACUACUCAUUCUCAAUUCUUCCAAAUAUCUCGAACAAGGAUGCUCUCAACGGUCUUGUGUACGAUUGCUUUUUUCAAUUUGGCAAAUGCCGACGAUGGAGUGCAACCUGUGA